Messenger RNA from Puntigrus tetrazona (Sumatra barb), 2214 nucleotides. RefSeq names its product MAF1 homolog, negative regulator of RNA polymerase III b (gene maf1b). Lineage: Eukaryota; Metazoa; Chordata; Actinopteri; Cypriniformes; Cyprinidae. The record is from RefSeq and is a predicted model, not a curated record. Gene Ontology annotation, cellular component: nucleus. Gene Ontology annotation, molecular function: RNA polymerase III core binding. Gene Ontology annotation, biological process: negative regulation of transcription by RNA polymerase III. The transcript has 8 exons. The coding region runs from base 527 to 1264 and encodes 245 amino acids.
AGGCGUGGUUUACGUACUGUUUUCGGAUAUAGAGACUGUUGUUGGAUGUUUUCGAGAUUUUACUAACAUAAGACAAGAAACAGGAGACACAAUUGUUAGCGAGAGGUCGCAAUUACUCAUUUAAUCUUCGGUUAAUCGAGUCGAGUCAUUUAAACCGACGCUCAAAUCGUUUUCAGAAGGUAAAUUAGUUGUAGGUCAAGUAAGGGGAUGCUGCUGCAGUCGCUGUCUCGGAGCUCGACACAAUCGCUGAAAUUUAUGUUGAGUUUAGUCGAAAAAAGAAGCUUUGCGGUAAGAGAAAACGCCUGCAGAAUAUGUCAGUCUCGACCGAGUCAUUUUCAAAUUUACUGAAUUUAUAUUGUGAAACGUUUUUUAUUGUUGUACCGCACAGCGCGUAGACGCCAGAGCAUUUUAGCUUGUAUUGUGCGGUCAGUUUAACAACUAAACCGAGCUGUCCGUAAGCCGAACUCGCUACUCCAUUCGUCCAGAUUUGCUUUUGGUUUGAAAGUGGCAGUGCAACAGUAAAGCUAUGAAGCUCUUGGAGAAUUCUCGUUUUGAGGCAUUGAGUUCCCAGCUGUGUGUUGAAACCGGAGACGCUCACAUCCUUGGCAGGAUCGAGAGCUACUCGUGUAAGAUGGCUGGUGAUGACAAGCACAUGUUCAAGCAGUUUUGUCAGGAGGGCGAGCCACAUGUUCUUGAAGCUCUGUCACCCCCUCAGUCCAGCAGUGCUCCAAGCCCUAACCUAUUGGGGAAGAGUGGGGAGGAUGGAGAAAACCCACUGAGUGAUAAGUGUUGCAGGAAGACGUUGUUCUACCUUAUCACCACCUUGAACGAGUCGUUCCGGCCUGAUUAUGACUUCAGUGCUGCCCGCGCCCAUGAGUUCAGCCGAGAGCCCAGCGUUAACUGGGUGGUUGACUCUGUUAACAGCAGCCUUUUUUCUGCUGUGGGGGAGCAGUUUAACUCUUUAGGACCAGAACUGUGGAAUGCCAUCGACCAAGAGAUAAACCUGCAGAGCUGUGACAUCUAUAGCUACAACCCAGACCUUGACUCUGACCCCUUCGGUGAAGAAGGCAGCCUGUGGUCCUUUAACUACUUCUUUUACAACAAGAAGCUUAAACGCAUCGUAUUUUUCACUUGCCGCUCUGUCAGUGUUCUCAGUAGUUAUGGUCGCAGUGGCUUUGAUAAUGAGUUGGAUAUGGAGCUGGAUGAUGAAGAGGAAGUGGAAAGCUUUGUGGAAGACAGGUUCCCUCGAGCUCUUUGCGUCUAAAGCUUUCUCAGGGAAGACGACCUGCACUUCAAGCCAAAGGACCUCGCUGUUAACUUUGGACCUAAUUUCUUCUUUUGUUUUUUAGGAAAAAGAAAUACUUUUAAAAUUUUAUUUUCUGCGUUUCAUUUUUACUUCACUGUGGACAGAGAAGAAAUAAGUUAAUUUUACACCUCCCAUUUGCCUCUAAAGAAGAUUACAAACGGUCUUAGAGGAGUUCCAGGAGAGCUGCUUGGACAAGGUUUGCCAUGAACUCAUUUAAGCAUUGGCUGAGAAAACAAAAACCGCUGGAAACCAGCUCAUCCUAGGAGUGGGUGAAAGUCACAUUUAGACACCAGCAUUUUGACUGUGGAGAAUAUCAACACACUUUGGUAUACAAAGACUGCAUGCCUUCUGGAUUUGUGCCCAUCUGUUUUAUUGGUUCUUUUAAUAUUUAAUAUUUUACUGUUUUCUAAGCUGUUUAAGAUUUGAAGCUUGGGUAGCAGAAUGGUGUCAUUUAACUUUUUUUUUUUUUUUUUUUUCUUUUAAAUGAGUGAUCCUGGAAUUGGUAGCAUCAUGCUCUGGCAAACCAGCUCUAGAUGUGUUAGAUCUUUUUUCUUAAAAUCUUUAACAUUGAACUAUAAAGCUUUUUUGGUAAACCUGAUUAUUUGAAAUUCAUUUAUUUUAGUACACUGCACUGUUUUUUUUUAAUUUCUAUUAAAUGUCUGCAGGUUUCACUUGUUGCUGUCUGUAACAUGGGCUUUACUAUGAGUUUACCACCUGUUAUUUUGGCAUAGAUGAAAGCUAAACAUGUAAACCAAAUAUUGUUGAUGCUUUCAAGGCUGGACUGUCUUUUUUUUUCUUUCAUAACAAUGUGAAUUUUUUUUGGUUUUUGUUUUUGAAAUGAAUAUGUGAAUGUCAUGUUGUGUUGCCAGAUAAGCAUCUGUGACAAUAAAAUAACAGGUUAUCCACCA